AAAACGUAUUUGACGUUGAUGGCGAUGAGGCAGGGGGAGAAGGAGUCAUUGAGGAAGUAUGUCGCUCGAUAUAACCAGACGUGUUUGGAGGUGCAUUCGGCUACAGAUGAGGUGAAGGCGGGAGGAUUGAUAAGAAGCCUUCGAGCAGGGCCUUGCCGAACUUCCCUGGCAAAGACCCCUGCUCGAUCUUAUGAGGAGGUCUUGAAGCGGUGCAGAAAGUAUAUUAAUUUGGAAGAAAUGGAGGUAGAAUUCGCGAAGUUGGGAGGGUCGGCUAGACCAGAGCCAAAGAAGGAGCAAAGCCCACCAAGAGGGAGGUCGCCGAGGAGGAGUUCGCCCAAAAGAAGUGGGUCGAAAAAGAUAUCACCCAGGAGGGAAGGUCGAGAUUCGAAGCGAGAAAAGAGGGAUGACAGGUGGCAGGGAAGGCCGUUGUUGUUCGAGAGACAGAGGUAUCAUAAUUUUACACCCUUGAGAAAGGAUUUGACGGAGGUGCUCGUGGCUAUGGAGCAGAAGAUGUCGAAUGAGGAUGUAACGUGGCCGAAGACAAGGUUCACAUGCCCGACUCGGCCCAGAUCGGAUAUAUAUUGUCGAUUUCAUCAAGAUUACGGCCAUACCACGGAGAACUGCAGGCAUUUGAAGGAUGAGAUUGAAAGGUUGAUUCGAGCAGGACAUUUGAAGGAGUUCGUGUAUCAUGAUAGGGUGAAAGGGAAAGGAAGGAGAAGGUGUCGGGAUGAUUCGGAGGAGAGAAGUGACAGGGACGAGGAAAGAGGCGAUGGAGAUGGUCGAGGAAAGAAGCAAAGGAGAGAUGGCGAUAAGGGAGGGCACGGAGGAGAAGCCCUGAUGAAGAGAGGGACGAUUUACAUGAUUUCCGGAGGGCCAACAGAUGGCGACUCGAAUAGGGCCAGGAAAGAGCAUGCUCGAGCUGU
Messenger RNA from Striga hermonthica, 923 nucleotides. Lineage: Eukaryota; Viridiplantae; Streptophyta; Magnoliopsida; Lamiales; Orobanchaceae. The record is from the annotation of a GenBank genome assembly.